UCUGCUCACAAUCACGCGCCACACAGCUCCAAGCCUCAGUGCAGUCUUACAACAGCACACUCAGAACAGAACAGAGAACUUUGAGCAGCGAUCAGAUUUACACUGCACUCACAUGGUGGCUAACCAACAGGACUGGAUAAGGCUAGGUUUUGUGCUGGAUUGUAACUCCUGGAUUUCUUUAGCAUUGUUGAUAUGGGAGGCAGAGAGGAGGUAUUGGUGAGCAGUCUCGGGUCCACCAUGCAGUUUCCACGCGCCAGGUUGAACCGUUUCAGGCUCCGUCCUGCCCUCAGCCCAGUGAGGAUUAGGCGCGUGAAACCUUGUUCCCGAAAGAAAAAAGACAGAAAUCCCAGCCCCACCGAGAUGAGCGUGGAGCCCUGGGCCAGCCCGCAGGACCAGGCAGCCGCUGAGCACCCUUACAGCACCUCACACACAGCAUCCUCCGAGGACCAGGAGCAGCAACCCGACAAACUGUGCCUGGACUCGUUCUGGAGUGAGGUGGAGACCAUCCGACAGGGGAGUGGCUACACAGACCUCGAAUGCUCCAGGAGAGACUCCAGACAGUCAGAAGAAGGUGAACAGGAGGAGCAGUGGUUGGUCGAUGCUGGUUUGUCGACCCUCAUCAGCGAGGACAGCGAGGAUGUAGACAACGCGGUGCUGCUGUCCACUCUGACCCGGACCCAGGCCGAGGCCGUGCAGCGGCGCCUGGACUCCUACACGCUGUCCCUCCGCAAGAGGAACAAACCGGCCCCUCGAGACGUCCGCGACAUCUUCAACCCCUCCAUCUCCAAGACCCGUUUGCCUGAUUCCCAUCAUAGUGAAGACUCUGCCCACAACAGCAUGGCAUCACUUCCCAAAUCACCUUUAUCAGCUGUCCCGACGGAGCAUCAGCGAGGCGCUCCUAAAGAGGAGUUCUUCAUCACCGACGUGGCUUACUGCGAACAGGCCGUCAUCUUCCUCAAACAGGCCAGCCUGCCGCAGAACAACAGCCAGCGCAGGAAAGAGGAUUGCACCCUGCCUCGGGUGAUCUGCCCCAAGUGCCGUCUCGGAGUGACUCGUAUUCAGGAUCUGUCGCACUCUGACAUGAAGAAGGUGCGUCAGUUGGCUCUCAUCGACAUGACAGCGCUGUGCGACCUCUUAGAGCUGGAGGUCAAAAGGCAAAAAAACAGCAAGAGGAAAAACACAGAGAGCCCGCUGUACGGGGUGCCGCUGGCCACGCUGCUGGAAAACGAUCAGAAAAUGAAGCCAAACACCUCAAUUCCUCUCUACAUGCAAGCGUUGUUGUCGUUUUUGGAGAAGAAGGGCGUUGAUUCGGAGGGUAUCCUGCGGGUUCCAGGAUCUCAGUCCAGAAUCAAGAUGCUGCAGCAGAACUUGGAGACAAACUUCUACUCGGGGCAGGUCAGCUGGGACGACGUGAGUCCCAACGACGCCGCCGCGCUGCUCAAGAAGUUCAUCCGGGAACUGCCCGCCCCGCUGCUCACCCCCGAGUACCUCAACACCUUCAGUGCCGUCAGAGACAUCACAGAGCUUAGGCAGAAACUCCACAUGUUGAACCUGCUCAUCCUGCUGCUGCCUGAGCCCAACAGGAACACACUAAAGGCCCUCCUGGAGUUCCUCAGUAAGGUGGUCUCCAGGGAGAGGAAGAACAGGAUGAACCUCUGGGCAGUAGCCACCAUCAUGGCUCCCAACCUCUUCCUCCACAAGGCCGUCCCCAGCCGGCUGACGGAGGGCGCGGAGAAAGGACACGCAGAGAAGGCCGCUGACGUCAUGAGGCUCCUCAUCCGCUACCAGGACCUGCUCUGGACGAUUCCUAACUUCCUCAUGAGCCAGGUGCGUAAGCUGAAUGAAAACAGUAACCGGCGUUACCAGUUCUACGAUCGCCGCAUCAAGAACCUUCUGAGGAAGAUCCACACAGACAGCCGAGACAAAACGGAUAAGAACACGUCAGAGCUGUGUCGUACGGUGAAGAUCCAGCUCGGGGAUCUGGUGAGCGGCACCUUGGAGUAUCAACUCAACAUCAACUCUCGAGCCUCAGACUUGCUCACACAGUUUCAGCGCCAAUCCCUCCGCAGCCCUGACAACGGGAAGGGCAAAAUGAGAAGAAACGGCUCUGUGGCGUAUCCGGACUGCGCCCUGUUCGAAGUGGGAGGGAACAUUGGUGAGCACUGCCUGGAUCCCGACACACACCUUCUGGAUCUGUUCAACAGUAACUCAGGAGGAGAGUGGGUCAUCAAGCUAAAGCCCAACGCAGGCCGAGGGCUGUGAAGGACGGACAGAUCGGGCAACAGCUCGCCAAAUCAAAGGACACAGGCAUAGCCUAAAAAAAAUCCACGCAGCCCUCUCCUCUUGUCAUUUUCAUCCUGGGAGCAACAAGAGAAAGCAGACAGAUGGAGGACGCAGGAACAGAGAGAUGGAGAAUCUGCCAGGAGCAGAAAGAACUGUCUAUGAACACACUUUGCUCUCUUUCUCUCCCCCUCCGCCUUUCUCUAUCUCUCCAUUUCCCUCCUCUUUUCCUCGCUUCGCUCCAUCACUCCUCUCCUGCGUUACCACGGCGCUGCGAGCAGAAAGCGGUUGACGUGACUCAUUACUUCAGACAGAGAACCUGCUGCAUAGAAAAGAGAGGACGGCAGUUUGGUUCGCCAUCUUUUCUCUCAAGCAAUCAUCCCCAACCAUGAGGAGCAGAUGGGGGUGCAGAGCUCCACGAGGCCCCCACCC
This is a messenger RNA of Trematomus bernacchii (emerald rockcod), 2712 nucleotides long. RefSeq names its product rho GTPase-activating protein 40. Gene Ontology annotation, biological process: regulation of actin filament polymerization; regulation of small GTPase mediated signal transduction; signal transduction. The record is from RefSeq and is a predicted model, not a curated record. Gene Ontology annotation, molecular function: GTPase activator activity. The coding region runs from base 193 to 2262 and encodes 689 amino acids. Gene Ontology annotation, cellular component: cytoplasm. Lineage: Eukaryota; Metazoa; Chordata; Actinopteri; Perciformes; Nototheniidae. The transcript has 15 exons.